CGGGCUGAAACAAAUCAAGAAAGAAGGAACCCGAAGAAACCAAGUGCGGGAGGCCGGUCACCAGUGUGAGAAAGAAACGAAUGUGACUGGAAUAUCAUUCAAAUGCAUAUCUUUUGUUAGAAAAUAGAGCGUGUUGUUUUAGGCUACUGAUUACACAUAUACACAAAAAUGGAGCCUUCAGAUGCCCCAGAUCCAUCAGCCACUGUGUUGUAUGUUGGCAACCUUGAUCGUCGUGUCACUGAUGUGAUGAUGUUAAAUAUAUUAAAAACUGGUUUAUCCCACAUCAAAGACAAAAUUCAGUCAGCAAAGGUUUUUGCACCAAAUGAUCCAAUGCAAGGUCCAGACGGGUACUGUUUCGUUCAUUUUGAUGACAAUCUAUCAGCAAGUCAAGCUAUGACUUUUUUGAAUGGUAGAGAAUUUUGUGGAAAGAAAGUAAAGGUAAAUUGGGCAACAAACUCUACAAAUGGAGGCAUGCCGAAAGUCAUUGGUUCAAGUGUAACCAUAUUUGUUGGCGAUUUGGAUGAUGAUAUUUGCGAUGCAGAGCUACGACAAGCUUUCGAUCCGUUUGGUGAAAUAUUAAAUGCCAAAGUUGUUAGAGACCCUGUGACGGACAAGAGUAAAAAUUACGGUUUUAUAUCUUUCACUAACAAACCGGACGCUGAGAGAGCUAUCAGGGAAAUGCAUGGCGCUAUGUUGAAACGAAGACCAAUAAAAACAAACUGGGCCACCAGGAACCAAAAGACACAGCCCUCCUCACUUGACUACGAUGAAGUAUUCAAUGAGUCGAAGCCUGACAACACUACAGUGUACGUCACAAAUCUUCCUGACAGAAUAUCAGAGGAUUUGCUUUAUAAGCAUUUCGAAUCGUAUGGAAAAAUAAUGGGCAACCCAAGAGUAUUCGAAGGAAAAAAUUUCGCGUUUAUUAAAUUUGAUAGUCAUGCUGCAGCAACUACUGCUAUUGUGAAAACAAAUGGUUCAGAAUUAAAUGGCGCUAUUUUAAAAUGUUGGUGGGGUAAAGAUGGUGGAGAUUCCGGAUAUUCAGGUGGUGGAGGUGGUGGACGCCAUCAUAAUACUUCAAGUCAUAUGUAUGGUCAAAGUCAAACGAAUACGCAAGAUAAUCAAAGUCAAAUGACGCCUCAACAAUACAUGCAAUACAUGAUGCAAUACAAUCAAGCUUAUUAUUAUCAAUACUGGAUGCAAUAUCAGCAGCAAAUGUACCAGCAACAAAUGCAGGGCGGACAGCAACCACAAGGUGCACAACAGCAACAGGGGUACCAAUAUCCGUACCAACAACCGGCCUAUCAACAGCAACAGCCGCAGCAAGAGAAUGGAGCAUUGCAGCAACAACAAUCUCCACCAGAGCAAGGCGAUUACAAUAAUGGCUAUCAAAGUUGAUUUCUUUGUUACACCGUUAAAAUGAUGUUAAGGGGAAGAUUUUGUUGCGAAGGUUUUGCAAUGUAUUGUAAAAGUCGUAAAAUGAGAAAUACUACAUUUUUUAA
This is a messenger RNA of Hydractinia symbiolongicarpus, 1499 nucleotides long. Its product is annotated as cytotoxic granule associated RNA binding protein TIA1-like. Gene Ontology annotation, biological process: regulation of mRNA stability; nuclear-transcribed mRNA catabolic process, nonsense-mediated decay; cytoplasmic stress granule assembly. The transcript is spliced from 13 exons. Gene Ontology annotation, molecular function: mRNA binding. The record is from RefSeq and is a predicted model, not a curated record. Bases 169 to 1395 code for a protein of 408 amino acids. Gene Ontology annotation, cellular component: cytoplasmic stress granule. NCBI's taxonomy places the organism in Eukaryota, Metazoa, Cnidaria, Hydrozoa, Anthoathecata, Hydractiniidae.